UUUAUUCUGUGUGGAGACCUGCUCGCGCGCUGAAGGGUUUCCCCUCGCGAAGAAAAGAUUCGCCGCGUGCGUUCGUUCGCGCUUGUGUGGCUGUCGGUGUGUGUGUGUUUACAAAUAUAUUUUGCUGCUCCUGUUUUUUUUUUUCGCUGGCUGUCGGUGGGCUGGUUCUGGGCUCGAACUCGGGCCUUCUGGAUAACUGAGAAGUUGCGUUUAGGGGGGCGGUUCGAUUUCGCGAGUUUUUCACGCUAGUGAAAGAUGAUUAUUCGCGAGUAAUCAGCGAGUGCAUCAGUGAAGAUUAUCCUGAAUCGAUGCCGAGCAUCAAAGGUGCCUACGGAAAAGAAGGGGUGCGUUCUUGUGCUUUGUGUGUUGUAGUGGUUUAUUGGUGAUUUACUAGCCUACUGUGUAUGUGCCAGCGCACGACAAGAGGAAGAGAGUGCAAAGAAGUGUGUGCGGCGAAGCCUGCUGAGCUCUUAUCGGAGCUGUUUACUCCCAAGUGUGCAUCUCCAAUCUGAAUUCUCGUCAUAUUCAGUCAAACCUAUCAAAAUUUAAGGAAUGCCAAAAUUCUCAUAAUUGUCCCAAGUGCGUUCGCAAGUGCCCCAAUAAGAAGAUCCAGUUGUGCCAGUGUAAUCUUUAAAAAGAAGAAGAAUUUCUCCAAAACCACAAAAUGUCCUCCCGACUCCAACACCCGGAAGAUCUGGAGCUGGCGGGUGCCGCGACAUCCUGCACGUGAAGCGAUCCGCUCCCGUGUGAAUGCCCCUCCGACGGAAGCGUAAACGCAAAAUCGUCAACUUGAUCCCUCAAUCGGUAGUACCUAGUAGUAGAAGUAGUAGGGCAGGUAGUGCAAGGGUAGUAGUGCCAUCGCGACCGCAGUAGUGUUUUAGUGCCCAAAGCUGGAUCGCUUGCAGCGCGUCAUGUUCCUGCUGGGCUGGGCGCUGGCCCUGGGCCUGGUGGACACCACGAGUCCGCUGAGCGUGGUCCAGCAGCCGCAGCAGCAUCACCAGCAUCCGGUUCCGGUUCCGGCGGGCGGAAGUUUCCCCGCGUCCGGAAUCGGCAGCCCGAACGGGUUGAUCAUCGAAGAUUCGCCGAUCGCCCCGUCCUCCCAGUACAUCGUAUCGAAGGACCAGUGGAACGGCGGGGGUGCCGCGGCGGCCGCUGCCGGUGCUGCUCACGGUCACGGCCACGGUGGCCACUCGUCGCAGGCCGGCUCCUCCAGCGGAUCCUCCUCCGGUGGUGGUGGUGGUGGUGAGGAGAACCCUCGCCGGUCCCGGCUCGUUCCCGGUCCUAACGAUACGUUCCGUUCUCUUGUCCCAGGGAUGGCCAACGGUGGCGGUGGGGCGGGCUCCGGUGGCUCCUCCGAUUCGGCCCAUCCGUUCAGCACCUUCUUCGACAUCUCGCAGUGGACGCUGAUGGAGUGCUUUUCGCUCCGGAGGACCCAGCAUCUGUACUACCAGCUGGGGAAUGGGUUGUUCCUGUUGGCGUUCCUGGCGCCGAACGCACCCUUUGGGAUGUUGUGGCUGCGGUGCGUCGUCAUUGCGGGCUGCGUCCUGCUCAUCAUCUGGGGUUGGCAGGUUGAGUGCACCGUCGAUGUGGUCGUGUGGGCGAGUUUGUUCCUGGCGGUGAACGCGAUCUACGUGGGGGCGCUGCUGUGCAAGCUGCGGCCGGUCAAGUUCGAGAAGGAGAUUGAAGCGGUCUACAUCGCGCUGUUCAAGCCGCUGCGCGUGUCGCGGCACCAGUUCAAAAAGGUGCUCAACUGCAUGAAGCUGGUGCGGUCGCUCAAGUACCAGGAGAUCUACGCCCAGGAGAAGGUCACCAAGGUGGACAGCCUGUCGCUGGUGCUGUCCGGGAAACUCGUGGUGUCCCAGAACCAGAAAGCACUGCACAUAGUGUUCCCCCAUCAAUUCCUAGACUCACCGGAGUGGUUCGGAGUGUCCACCGAUGAUUAUUUUCAGGUGUCCAUAAUGGCGAUGGAGGAAUCGCGCGUCCUCAUCUGGCACCGGGACAAGCUGAAGCUUUCCAUCAUGGCGGAACCCUUUCUGCAGGCCGUGUUCGACCAUAUCCUGGGCCGGGACGUCGUCAAGAAGCUGAUGCAGGUGACGCAGGUCAGCGAAACGAUGGCCCAGAGCAACGGGUACAUCUCGGCCGGGUACGGGGACGACGCCGAGGACAAACCGAUGCUGGUGAUGAAGUCGGGCAAGUCCGGCAGCGACAACGGUGGCCACGGCAUCACGGCCCUCAUCAAUCGGCAGCUGCAGGAAGAAAGUGUGCCCCUCCUGCUGAGUGCCAGCCCGACGCCGCUGAUGUCGCUGCACAUGCGCCUGCUGCACUCGACCGAGAACAAGUUCAUCAAGAAGAUCUACGACGUGUGACGGCGGAGUCUGUGGACGGGCCCUCCGAGCCAACGACCCAAUCAUCCAACAACCCUUGUCUAGUCGCGCCCCCACGCUGCAAUUUUGUCGUUUUUAAGCUUUUUUUACCUUCUUAGUUUUGUAAAUUUUUGAUUUAUUUUUUGAGCGGCUUUUUGAAUCGAGCAUCGCAACGAAGUCAUCGAAGGGAGGGGCCGUCCAUCGAGCACGCAACGAACGAACACUCACUCACUCUUUCGAUGUGUUUUUGUUUACCGCCUUCUUUGAUACACUGUUUUUGCUCUGCCUAGGAUAUCUAAAUAUUACUAUUGUGCAGCGGACCCGAACGCGUGGCGCCUCGGCCGGAUCGACGAGGCGGACCAUGAGACGGCCGUUUAAUAUUAGCCCUGGCGGUGUGCCCCCGACGACGCCCUCUACGGCGGUUCCAUCGGUGGCAUCGAUCCCGACUACGACGAUCCGGAAGAACUGGACGAACUGGGAACCAGGUGUGGCAAGUACCGGCCGCGACGAGUGCCGCCGGUGCCGGUGCCAUUCCCAUCCGGCGGGGACAUCCUGCGGGGCAUCAUCCCGCUGGACGUGGACUGGACCGAGCUGGAGCGGACGCAGCAGCAGAGCCGGACGCACCGGCAGACGGCGGUUUGAGGAGGAGGAGGGAGGGACACCGGCUAGUGUUGCGGCGGGGCAGGAAUUUAGGAUAGAAGAAUAUUUAGGAUUUUAGAAUAUACAUAAAAUGUAGUCAUCGUGUACUAGAAAGAAGGAAAGAGGAAUUUGUUCAAAGAAGGUAACAAGAUAGAAGAAGUCUCUUAUUUUCGAAAGCUGUGCUUUUUACUCAAAGAAAAAUUUAACUGUGUAUAAACUAAUUGAUGGAAACGAAAUCGCGAAUUGUGUGUGUUGAGCGAGAACGGAAAACAAAGAAAGAAAAAAUCGUUUUUAGCGCCUAAAAAUAUAAAUUAUAAUGAAAAAACUAGCUGAACGUCGCCGUUUAUAGUUUCUAAAGAGAUUGUAAUGUUUGUACAGAUUAAAGAUUAAAUUAACAAAAUAAAUGUAACUGUAAAUUUAUAUAAAUUGAAAUAGUCAUAAUCGAAAAUAAAAUGUUCAUUUUUUCGACUUCAAUCCCAGCAAAAAAAAAAAACUAGGCAGAGAACUUACAAGCGUUUAUACUCCUAGCUAAACGUUCCUAGGUACUGAUAAAUUGUCGUUACUAAUGAAGGAAUAAAAAGGAAAAGCUAACAAGCUGUUGAGUAGAACGGACCAGCGACUGAUUUGCAUUGUUUGAAUGAUAUGAAAGGAAAUAAAUUGAAGAGUUUUACUUGCGUUCCAUA
Molecule: messenger RNA, 3685 nt
Organism: Culex pipiens pallens (northern house mosquito)
Lineage: Eukaryota; Metazoa; Arthropoda; Insecta; Diptera; Culicidae
Gene: bves
Product: blood vessel epicardial substance
Exons: 9
Coding region: 912-2366 (484 amino acids)
Cellular component (GO): sarcolemma
Molecular function (GO): cAMP binding
Source: RefSeq, a predicted model, not a curated record